Molecule: messenger RNA, 1528 nt
Organism: Verruconis gallopava
Lineage: Eukaryota; Fungi; Ascomycota; Dothideomycetes; Venturiales; Sympoventuriaceae
Exons: 1
Coding region: 929-1522 (197 amino acids)
Source: RefSeq, a predicted model, not a curated record
CGCGAAAGCUCUAUCCGCCAAAGGUGCUGGAAGCCUUUGGUGGCUAUCACAAUGUCGCCCCCCAACCAAGAAAGAAAUAUGUGAAAAAUCACAUAUGACCAAGUUGUUGAUCUUACAACUGGGUAGAUAAAGACAAGCGGAGGAAAUUUCUACUUUGGGCACUUGCUUGCUAUAUAUCUAUCCUUGAUCUUGCAUAUGGCUGAGUCUUUUUGAGUGCCUUUUUGCUUCAUUUGCGAACCGCACCCUCAUCUGUCAGAACGUGCAGCAGUUGACUAGCCAGACCUAGACAUUCGGCAGCGGCUCGCCAAUGUCAUUGUCUGGCUUGCAGAGCACAUUGUUAAGCUCUAAAGGCUCUGAAACAACUUAGAGUAAAUCUUUUUGAAUCUGGGGAGACCAAGCGCACUCCCUAACUUUCAGCGAUGCGGAUCUCUGUCCCAGUAACGACCUUGAGGUACUAUUCCUAGAAACUGCACCACCGCCUCUGAAGCCGCUGUUGCCAGCAAUGUCUCUCUUGAAAAUUAACAAACAAAAAUACUCUAUCGCCAUUUCACUCUGAUCUCUUUUCUUCUACCUUGCGCUCCCAUAACCUCCUCUCGGAUUAUUGCGACACAAUUAUGACGGAGGAAGCACUGCAAAUAGUCCAUGGUCAAAGGGGUGACAAGGACAGAGACAGCGGUAUCAGCGACAUUGAUUCGUCUCUAGAGAGCGACAACACUUCCGUGUCAUCUAAUACUAAAGACUAUGUUGAGGAGAAUGAUAGGUUCUAUCACGCUGACUGGUUUGAUGGCCAAUAUAUGCUUCCGAACGACGAACGGGAACAGCAAAGAUUAAGCUUGACGUCGGAACCGGUACUGGAGAAUGGGCGAUUGCGUUUGCAGAUGCACAUCCCAACGCGUUGGUGACCGCAGUGGAUAUAUCUCCUAACGUGAUGCCGAUAUGGACGCCGCCCAAUUGCAACUUCCUUGUCGACGACGCUGAGAAUAUCUUAGGAAUGGGAAACAAUGAGUUUCAUUACGUCCAUGUACGUCUACUCCAUGGAUUUCGCCGUCCAACUCACUUCAUUAGACAUAUUUGGGAAGCUCUUCUACCUGGUGGCCAUGUUGAGAUCACGGAGUUUGAGUUCCCUUUGCAAUUCCACGACCCAGAAACAGCAAGGAGCUCAGCACUCAUGACCUGGUCAGCAAACGUGAUAGAAGGGGCUUCAAGACUGGGCAUUGAUCUGACCAUUACGAAAAAUAUCGCCACAUUACUUAAAGACGGGGGGUUUGCAGAUAUCGAAGAGAGUGUUUCCGCUUUGCCUAUUGGUGCAUGGCCAAAGAAGAAAGAAAGAAAGGAACUUGGUGUCCGUCUACAGGAAUACUGGAUGGAAACAUUGGCAGCUUUUGCUUGGAGACCACUCCGUGAAAUGGGCUGGCACAAGGAGGAAAUCCUGGGUUUGUUGGCUAAGAUGCGAACUGAAAUUUGUGGUCAAAAUAUUAGGGCAUCCAUGCAUGUGCGCACCUUUUGCGCUAGAAAGCCAUAGUUCGCU